GGUUUCUCUCUAGGCACCUCCAAGGCAGUGAUGGCUCUCCAGAAGACCCUUUCAUUGCUUCUGCUCUCGCUGCUGACCCUGCUGGGGCUGCGGCUGGGGCUGGGGCUGGUGCAGCCCUCCUAUGGCCAGGCCACAUACCAACGAUUCCUGCGGCAACAUGUGGACUCUACUUGGCCAGGUGGCAACAACUGGUACUGCAACAAGAUGAUGAAAAGUUGGCGGAUGACCAGGCCUAGGUGCAAGCAAUUCCACACCUUCAUCAACGAAGACAUUGGGACCAUUAAGAACAUCUGCAAUACCACCAAUAUCCAGUGCAGGAAUGGCAGGAUGAACUGCCAUGCAGCUGUAGUAAGAGUCACAGACUGCAGGCUUACAACACGUUCCAAACAAAACUGCAAAUAUCAGGGCAAGAGCAGGUCUAGACGUGUUGGCGUCGCCUGUAAGGGUAACCCCAUGCUGCCUGUGAUGCUUGACACCUAGAUACUACUCUGAAGGGGUUAUGGUCCCAUGGUUGACCUUUUACUUAUUCCUUGAAUUGCAAUGAGUAAUGCAUUUGAGCUAUCUCAGGCUCUGCCUCCUCUGCUUAUUACUCCCUUUUCUCUAUAUAAUCUAUUCUGUUAAAUGCAUCAAAGGGAAAUGGAGACAUAAACC
Messenger RNA from Myotis davidii, 651 nucleotides. RefSeq names its product ribonuclease 4. Gene Ontology annotation, molecular function: RNA nuclease activity; nucleic acid binding. The coding region runs from base 31 to 480 and encodes 149 amino acids. NCBI's taxonomy places the organism in Eukaryota, Metazoa, Chordata, Mammalia, Chiroptera, Vespertilionidae. The transcript has a single exon. The record is from RefSeq and is a predicted model, not a curated record.